AUGAUUUACACAGAGACAACAAUAGCAAAGGGACUAUGGACCUACUGUGCGCCAUUGAUCAUCAUUCUUGGCACAAUAGGAAACACUUUGUCUCUUAUCGUACUCACAAGAAAGAACAUGCGAAAAAUCACUUCUAGUAUUUAUCUCAGCGUCCUGGCCGUAGUGGAUACGACUGUGCUUUACACCGGCCUUUUGCGACAUUGGAUACGUCACAUAUAUGACAUAGACAUACGGAGCAUCACACCUGGGGGAUGUAAAUUUCAUUUAUUCUUCAUCUAUUUUUCCGUUCAUCAUUCUGCGUGGAUCUUAGUUGCGGUAACGUUUGAAAGGCUAGUUGCUGUUUAUAUCCCCCACAAAGCUCGAAUAUACUGUUCUAGUUUCAUAGCAUUUAUAACAGUUUGUCUCAUCUCUUUUGUUUUACUUUUCAUCAACCUUCACUUCUUCUGGACAUCCGGUAUUAAAAUAAACGAUCUUGGUAUUCCUGAAUGUGAUAUUGUCGGUAACAGAUAUAAGAAUUUUGACAUGUAUACGUGGCCAUUGAUCGACGCGUGCAUUGCCUCUUUUAUCCCAUUCAUCAUCAUGUUCACAAGCAACGUGCUCAUUAUUAUCAAAGUUCGGAAACUGACCUCAACGAACGAAUCGAAGAUGACAUCCAUGACGGCAAUGCUCCUCACUGUGAAUUUCGUGUUCAUUAUCUGCACAUCGCCCAUUGUUCUCUACUACAAUUUUAAGACGACUUGGUACCCGGAUGAUGAGGAAUCUACAAUUGCCAAGGCUGAUCUCCACGAUGCUAUCUGUAAUUUAUUCGUAUACACAAAUAAUUCCAUAAAUUUUCUUCUUUACUGCCUGUCCGGGCCAAAAUUUCGUCGAGAACUUCGAAGAAUGUUGUGGAGGAAGGGAAACCAGAUUGACCCACAAUCCAACAUCCAGAAUCAGACUGACGUUGAGACCGCACCUGCUCAAUGAAGCAGUUUCCACGAAGAUUAAUAUAUCUUUGGACAUCGUGAACUAGAAACCUUUACUUUCAAUCAAAGCGUUUGACCAUAUCUUUAGGAUAUCGUAAACUGAGAAUUGUCGAAAGUAUAUACACAACCUGUUUGCACAACAUGUAUGGAAUUAUAGUCAUAUUUAUACCUACUCGACGGAGAUCUUGUAAUUUAUAGAUACACUGCUCCACAUGUUUAAGUUAACACCAUUAAGGGGACAAAGUGCG
Owenia fusiformis is the source of this 1213-nucleotide messenger RNA. Lineage: Eukaryota; Metazoa; Annelida; Polychaeta; Sabellida; Oweniidae. The record is from the annotation of a GenBank genome assembly.